Messenger RNA from Paramuricea clavata, 6382 nucleotides. NCBI's taxonomy places the organism in Eukaryota, Metazoa, Cnidaria, Anthozoa, Malacalcyonacea, Plexauridae. The record is from the annotation of a GenBank genome assembly.
CCCCAGGCUCGACUCGCUCAACAAAUGCUUGCAGCUUUUACAAGUUGAUUGUGUACACGCUGUUGUAUAAACCAGUAUUUGGUUCUCUUUCUUCCUAUUUUCAUUGUCUUAAACAUUUGGUGUGUGUCUGCAUAACAAAGUUUCGCAAUGAGCGAACGAGUAUGUAUUUUUUCAGUUUUAAUGCAUAAGAAUGUUCUCGUUUUAACUGCAUGCUUUUGGCCACCAGAUGUGCCUUUGGCGUCUGCUUGAAAUCUCUGCCUUCUCUACUUGUGUCUGUUGCUUUAUCAAAUCCUUAUGUCGUAUUCGUUGCAGGUUGAAAAGGUUGGAGACUUGACUGUUAUAAUCGAGGUAUUGUGCGGUUUGUCUUUUAUUUGCUUAAAUCGAAGUAGUCUAAGAUAUUGACGAGCCUUCAUCACACUGUACUGUGUCUGUAGUAGUUCGUGUAAAAUAUUUGUGUAAAUAUUCGGGUUAUAUUAAAGGCUAUUUUAAUUUUGUUAUGGCCUUGCCAGACAUUUUUGGCCAAAAAAUUAUUAGUGACUAAAGUCGCGUUGCAUUUCAGGGAGAGGAAGGCAAGGAAGAUGUAAAGUCAAAAGGAAUAAAUAUAUUGUUAACCUUUCAUGACAUUGGUUUGAAUCGUAAGCAUUUGGUUUUACAUGUAAUCAAUUUUUAUCUAUACUAGACGUGAAGGGCUCUAUCUUGUAUUGCUCACGAUUAUUUCUGGUAGUAAUAUUAACAAGGGAAAUGCAAAUUAAAGCAAUUUUACAUCAAAACAAAUUUCCUUGUGUCAUUGUGAUAAUUAUCAUGCAAAGGUUGUCUUUUUGGCAAAAAUAAAGCCAAAAUUUUUGAAGCAGGCAUAAAAAUGAACAUUUGUAAUAAAAUUUGUAAACAAUUUUUAAAAAAAGAUGAUUUGCCAGCAAGAAAAAUAUUGGCAGACCAUCUCAUUAAAAUGCAGAUGCUUAUAUAGCAAUAAAAGUUUAAUAAUGUUGGAAGUCUUUCAAUAUUUAUAUAUUUGUUAUGCAAUCUAAAUUGGCUUUGGUUCCCAAAUGAAUGAAUGCUGUGAAUAUUUAUGUGAGGCAUGUGACCAAUCUUUCCAAGCAGGUUAAUUAUUAAUGGCAAGUCCCAUUACUUUACUCUAGCUGUCUAAUGCCAUAUAAUUUUACUUGUCAAGGGGAGAGCAUCUGUUAAUCAGACUAUCUGUCUGGGUGUCUAGUUAACCCAUUAAGUUACAUUGUGCUCCACUUUAUUAUUUUACUCUGUCUAACACCAGAUGCUUUCACUGUCAAGAUACAAAUUAAGUAUGAUUUUUUCUAAGAGAGAGAAAAUUGCUGAAAUUAUUGUACAAAAAUACUUGCAAAAUUAAUGGAUGUUAAGAAGUCUCAAAGACAUUCAAAACCAUUGUUCAAAAUCCAAAGCAAAUUAGCCAUUCCGAAGUUGAUGAGAGGACUGGGGAUGAGUGUUAAAAAGUGCUCAAAUUAAGAAAUGAACAAAAUCACUAAAAAGACCACCUCAAAAUUAGUAAGUAUACAAAGUUUGAAGACGUUUACAUGUAUACUCUUCGAAUAAUAAGCUUUCGAAAAUUCUGAAAUUACUGAUUAAAAGAUUGUUUUUGGGACGUGCCGUCCCAAAAACAAUAAUUACAAUACAUUUCAUAGUAAAUAUCACCAUUUUCGAAAGCUUAUUAUUCGAAGGAUAUUCUUGUAAACGUCUUCAAACUGUGUAUACUUACUAAUUUUGAGGUGGUCUUUUUAGUGAUUUGGUCCAUUUCUUAAUUUGGGCACUUUUUAACACUCGUCCCCAGUCCACUCAUCAACUUCGGAAUGGCUACUUCAAGAGCUAUUUUGUUGUUGCAAGUGUGUUUCCACUUUAAAAUUUAAAAAAUUCCUUGUAAGUAUUUUGUUUUUUGCACAUGCAUGCAAAUUGAAAGCCAUUGAUCACCUUGCAAAUAUUUGUACCCCUUCCAACAGAUGAGCCUCCAUCCUUCCCUAAUAUGUCUGAUAUACUUUCAUGCUUAUAUAGAUAAAACAUGCUUUGAGAAGUUUUUGAACCAUGAAGAUAUGAAACAACUACAUGAUCGUUUUAUUGUCUACCACAUUCUGGCUCCUGGACAAGUAUGUACACCAACAUUUAGUGUGGUGACCUGUCUAGUCUAGUCUAGUGAAAAGUUAUUCUCCAUCAUUGUAUUUAUAAAUAUCCAGCAUUAUGCUUCAAAUUAGUAGGAAAUUACUUCUCUUUGACAUGUAAGAUUCCUCUUCCAUGAACCCAGGUACCAGGAUGUAGGAGAAAAUACCAUGGUUACAAGGUUGAAGAUUUUGAAGGAAUGAAUGAAAUCACGGCCACAAAAUGAAGUGCUGUCAAAUUUACCCAGGCACCACAAUUCUUGAAUACCUAACUAUUAAGCUUUUAAAUUAAAGAAUAUAAAAUAUAUACUAGUAUCAUUUGCAAUCAAAUGUAUUAUGUCAAAUCAAAAUUGUAACCUCAUUCCCAGGCUCUUGCCUCUUGUGGAGGAAAAAGACUGGUUUUCCUGAACAAGAGGGAAGAUCCUGUGAACGAGGUUGAUCAAAAUUGAUGCUUUGUUGGUCAGAACGUACUGUUAAAAGAAUUUAAUUCUUUCUGUGUUAGGAACCAGGAGCUGAGAAAUUUUCUGAUGGGUAAGAAUUAAGUGAUCAUAACUCUUGUAGUUUAAAAUACUAAUUUAUUUAGAUUAAAUUCCAAAGUAUUGACAAAAUAUAUCAAUGUUAUUUGUUCAGGUAUCAGUAUCCAUCAAUGGACAAUUUAGCAGACAGUGUUGACAGUGUUGUGGAGCACUUUGGGUAUGUAUAUACAACAUAAAAUAUAAGCAUUGUUAUUCUAGUUUGUCUAAGAACCUGUUUACAUGGAGAUAGAGUGACCCCAUGGCCACCAGAGUGACCCCAUGGUUGUUUUAUUUCAUGCCUUAUUGGUGUACAGCAUUGUGGUCUUUUACUUCAAUGUGGUUAACACAUUAAGUUGCAUAAUUUGACGACUUGACUCGUGUUCUGGGGCUCAAUGGGUUAAUUUUAUGUGUCAAAGUGCUGCCACUCAGUGGGUUAAUCUUAAUGUAUCAUCUAGCUGUGCACAUGUUGUUCAUUUUCUAGGCUUACAGAUGUCGUCGGCUUUGGUGUCGGUGCAGGUGCAAACAUCUUGGCAAGAUAUGCUGUAAGCCUCUUACAGUACUGAGUAGUAACUUUCCAAUUUUUUUUCUUCAAAUAAAUAUCUGAUCGAACCUGCUGAUUUUGUAUAUUAUUAUGUACUGUACAGUGCUUAUCUUUUUAUGUUUAGUUGAAACACCCAUCCAAGCCACUUGGCCUCAUUCUUGUAGAGCCAUCUGCAGGGAAAGCUCCAUUGCUGGAAAAAGCUGAAGAAAAGGUAGAAUAAUUACAUGGCCAUUGUUAUCCAAUAAUAUGUGUGAUUUGGUAUCUUAUUUGAUUUCACACCUGUAAUGUAGUUUGUAUUCUUAUUACUUUGCUUUGAUUAUAAUUUAUCUAGAUUCGAUCAUGGCAGUUAGAAACCAAAGGAUUCAGUGAGCAAGUUAAUCAUUACUUUGUUCAUCACCAUUUUGGAAAGGUAUAGAGAGAAUUUGUGUGUCAAGAUCCAUCUGUUUGCAGCAUUUAGACACAGACAAAACUUUGCUCCACGCCUCCAGAUUGAUCAUCCAUUGCUAGCCCACUAAAUAAGCCUUCCUCAUGCCAUGGGACCAGGUCUUGUUGCAUGGUGUGAGAAAAGCUGAUUGGCUCGUUCAUACAAUGUAUGUUACAGUGUACUACAACACAAAUACACGUACAAUGUUGUUAUUCCCCUUUUCAGAAACAUGGCAAACCAGAUAUGGCCUCUGUUGAUGAGUACAUCAAAACACUCACUGAUUGUUUCAACCCACAUAACUUGGCUUUAUUUGUCCAUGCUUAUAUGCAGUAAGUGCCAUAUACUCCAUGAUUUUAUAAUUUUAUGAAAAGGUUGAAGUUACCUUAGAAGCUUGAAACUACCUGAUCUGAGGCAGUCAUCAAGUUAACUAUCUGUUUCUUUUUAAGGCGAAGUGAUAUUACACAUGAAGUCAAGAAUAUUGAGUAAGUAUAAAUUCUGUUCAAAUUUUGUCAAACCACAGAGAUGUGUAUACUGUUGAGUACACGCAGACAGCUUCCAAAUGAAAUUUCAUGCUCCUAUAGGUGUCCAGUCCUGGUAAUCAAUGGUGACUUAUCUCCACAUCAUAAGGAUUCGGUAUGUCAUUUUGUUCAAUUUACUACAGACAGUAGUUUUUGGUAGUGAUUGACCGAUAAUCGGGCCGAUUUUUGCCUUAUUGGUAGACAAUCGGAAUCGGUAGAAUUAUCUUUAUUUCCAAUUGUCUAGAACAGAUUGUUGAGAAAAUACGCAUUUUAGAAAUUAUAUUCAUUGCACGUUGAUACACGUUGCGUUUUAACGCAAUAUGUUAAAUAUUUAAUGCGUUCUAAACACGUUCGAGUUGCGGUCCGAACGAAGUCCGGUUCGAUUAGAACGAAAACAGAAGGUGGAUUGGAACGCAUUGUGAACGCUAGGAACAUAUGAUCCAAAUGAGAUUGAUCAUUUGACAAAGUGCUAUUGAUAGAAGUGAACAAUUGGUGUACUGUACGAAAUCCAGUGGAGUCGUAUUCAGAUGUAUACUUGCUCCAUGUCGCAUAGAUUAUUUGCACCUCGCGCUCUCCCGCGGACUCUAGAGAGGCGGACUUGUUGACUUUUUGCAUGAAUAUGUAAUUCAUGAAAAAAGAUAAUCAGAAUGUAGUGUUUAUUGUGCUGUUUAUUGUUACAGGAGAAAUUCUUCAGUCAUCUCAAUAAACGUACGUGCAAUAUUUUGAGACUGGACGACUGUGGAUCUGAUCCAUUGGAUGAGAAGGUGAGCAAACAUUUUGGCGGUUGUAUACAUGAGUACUGGAAAGUAUAAUAUCUAUGUUUUGUGUCUAGCCUUUACAGUCAGCGGAAGGAGUACUGCUCUUCAUUCAGGGAUUAGGACUUGGUUAGUAUGCCUUUUAAUGUUAUAUACCGUAACUGUUUUUACGUUAAAAGUCAGGAUGCCAAAAUAACUAUAUGGUAUAUUAUCCUUAAAGUAUGUGUGAAACCGUUCUUUUGCUGUUUUAGUAAAUUUCCUGCAGGAUUUAGAUCCGGUUUCUUAAUUUAAGAUCCACUAUUGUGCAUUAGGAUCAGGCAUUUACCCAGGAUUUUGAAAGGGGACGGCCAAUUUACGCAACAAGACUGCACACAUGUACCAGGGCGGGUAAUACCUAUACUGGACUGCCACAUUUGUGAGGUGUAGCAACUCUUUUCUUCCAGACUGACCGGAAUACUUCUAAACAAGAGACACUUUAAUCUCUCUAUUUUUAUAGUGCCAACUCUGCGCACACGCUCCAUGUCAGGAACAUCACUCGGCUCUGGCAAGUCAGAUGAUGAAGACAACACAAACAAAGAACAAACUGUACAAGCUUAAAAAAAACUAUUUAUGCGUUAGGAGCAGAAUAAGUGAAAACAUUUGAUCAAGGAUGAGGAGUUGAUUGCUUCUAUAUUUUAUCAUUACUACAUUGAUUUUACUCUUUACUUAGUGUUUAUUUGAAAUUUUCUUAUAAUAUAGUUGAAAUGAUUAGAAACGUUUUGAUAAAGUGAGUAAAAGCUUUAUUUACAGCAGCAAGCUAACUCAGUUACAUAUAUGAACUGUUCUUCCCUAAAGGUGGGAGGGAUGUCCUCGUGUGUCGUGUACGAAAAUAUUUCUCUUUGAUCUUGACGCCAAUCGCAACGUUACCCUAUUGUGAGCCAAUAUGAGGACAUAACCCCAACUUCCUACAAAACAUUGCGGUUGUCUGCACGAAUAGAAAUUGUACUGCGGGCGAAUUUCCACGUCACAAACAGCAAACAACCAUUCUCCUAAUCCUUGUGACGUCAAUUCGGAUAGUAACAAUGUUACCCCUGACUCCCAAAGCAAAAGGUCCGCGUUUGUGAUUAUUCUUUUUUGAAACAAUAUUAUUCACAAGCAACAAAAAUCUGUCACAAAUUUGUUCCUUGGAAUAACCUAAAAUGCUAAUGUCAUUUAAAUAAUUGGCCGCCUUACGUAUUUGACCUGAAAACGGAUCACUUGGGCAUGCACGAUACAUAGAAAGUGCUUUCGCAAUAUUCUUGCUAUAAUAGAAUUUGAUAUUAAUUUAAUUUACUUAUUAAUUUAAUAUUGAUUUUAAUUUUGCCAUGUUCUUCCCUAUGACUAUGUCUAACAGAGUUUAUUGAUAUCUUAAUAUGAUCAAGAUUCGUGUUAGGUUGUCACAGUAUUAAAUUGUAAAAUGAGUUCUGCAGCUUCGGCCAAGUCUUUCACGCGGCCAUCAGCUUUUAUUGUUUCGUGCUGUUCAUCCUGUAGCCU